AUGUUGUUCCUUCUCUUCGUAGCUUUUUGCUUUAUUGGAGCUCUUCCAUGCCGUUCUGGCAAUGUCGGAAUCAUACAACCCACCUUGAUCGCACCACGUUCUCUAGACUCUGACUCUCUUCUCAUCAAUCGCGCCCUGCCUAUAGGAACAUGCAACGCCCAGACGCCCUGUGAGAACGCUGCAUGUUGUGGCGGAAAGAACAAUAAUCUAUGCGGAUACUCUCCAGGAGAAUGCGGAGCCGGAAACUGCACUUCCAACUGUGAUGCCAAGGCCGAGUGUGGCCAAUACGGUAAACCGGGUCAGCAGAAGUGUCCGCUCAACGUCUGCUGCUCCAAGUUUGGAUUCUGCGGAUCAACCAGCGAAUUCUGCGACAGUGGCUGCCAGGCUGGCUUUGGCGGAUGCGGCAGCGUCCACCGGCCCUCGUGCAACGGCAACUCGAUUGCCAAGCGCACCAUCGGCUACUACGAGUCGUGGGCCGCGACGCGCAAGUGCCAGGCUGUCCUGCCCGAGGACCUGAACCUGAACGGGUUCACGCACAUCAACUUUGCUUUUGCCUUUUUCGAUCCCAAGUCGUACCAGAUGGCGCCCAUGGACAGCAACAGCGGCUCUCUGCUGAGUCGCUUCACGGCGCUCAAGAAUACCCAUAGUGGGCUGGAGGCCUGGAUCUCGGUGGGCGGUUGGUCUUUUACGGAUCCGGGUCCUACGCGGUCCUCAUUUAGUGACAUGACGAGUUCCGCAGGUAAUCGCAAAAAGUUUAUCGAUGGGCUUAUUAGUUUCAUGGAGCACUAUGGGUUCAGCGGUGUCGAUCUGGACUGGGAAUAUCCUCAGGCCGAUGAUCGAGGUGGUGUCACAGCUGACAAGGCUAAUUAUGUCAGCCUGGUCAAGGAAUUGCGAGCCGCGUUUGGUAACAAAUACGGAAUAUCCAUGACCCUACCAACGUCUUACUGGUACCUCCAGCAUUUUGAUCUGCCCGCCAUACAGCCUAAUGUUGACUGGUUCAACUUUAUGGCCUAUGAUCUUCAUGGCGUAUGGGACGCCCAGUCCAAGUUCCUCGGACCAAAUCUGGCGCCACAUACCAACAUCACAGAGAUUGACAUGGGCCUCGAUUUGCUAUGGCGCGCUGGUGUUGAGCCCAGCAAAGUUGUACUUGGCCUAGGAUGGUACGGUAGAAGUUUUACCCUUACCAAUCCUGCCUGUAAUACACCCAAUGGAGUCUGCCAGUUCUCUGGGGGCGCCAAAGCCGGUCCCUGCUCCGAUGCCAGUGGUAUCUUGACUUUGCAGGAGAUCAACGACGUGAUUUCUUCCAAAGGGGUCAAGCCCGUCUGGGACAAGACUGCUGGCGUGAAAUGGAUAACAUGGGACAGCAAUCAGUGGAUUUCAUAUGACGAUGAUGACACCUUUGAUCAGAAGCGAAAAUUUGCAAACUCGCGUUGUCUAGGAGGCAGUAUGGUCUGGGCCAUCGACCAAGUCAACCAAAAAGCAGACAAUGGUCUUGCACCCGCCCCGGGCGUGACGACACAAGAUCAGCAAGACGCCAAGCAAAAGAGUGAUGAUCUCGCCGCGGGAAUAACUUGCUACACGACCGACUGUGACCAAAGCUGCAAGCGAGGUACCAAUGAAGUCGCUCAGAUGAAUGGUCAACCCGGUAAACUAUCCACCAAUGACCGUUGCAAGCCAAACCAAUACCGCUCUCUCUGCUGUGAUGACGGUACAAAGAUGGGAACCUGCCAGUGGCGCGGAUACCGCGGCGUCGGCCUCUCCUGUAUGGGCGGCUGCGACGACGGCGAGACCGAAGUCGUUCAAGACACCAACAGCCACGACAAGAAGACGGGCGACCGAACCUGUACAGGUGGUCUUCAGAGUUUCUGCUGCAAGGGGUUCAAGCCGUCUUCGUCGGGAAAAUCACUUCAAGGUAAGGCUGUGGACGUUGGGGAGGCGGCGGCUAUAUCUGCGGGCGAGCAGGCUGCCCUUGAUAUCGCAGCAAAAGCCUUUUGUCGAAUUGCCGUUCCCGCUCUACUUGCACCACUGGAAGCACUGGAGGCUCUCAUUCCGAUUGUCGGCGAGAUAUUGGAUAUUGCCGAGAUUGCAGCCACGCCAGCCUUGAUUCAGCUCUGCGUGAAGGGUGUCGAAAAGGAAGGCAAGGCCGUUUUCAAGGUGUUUGGCAAAAAGCACACCAUAUCCUUGAACAAGCCGACCACGACGCCCAAGCCCCGACCGCCAAAGUCAAGUCAUACUCCCGCCAAGACCAGCUCGGCCUGCACUCGGAAAAGGCUACUAAAAGAAAAGCGCGCCGACUGCGAUGCAGAGACCGUCGUCACUAUCGUCACUGAAGUCCACGACAGCUUCCCCAACCCCCCAAACUCCAUCGUGUGCGACGGCGCCGUUGCGGUCGGCCAUCCCCAGGCUUGCCUCAACUACCAUUCCAUAUCGGCGCAUUAUGCAGACUUUAGGACUCUCACAUGCCCUUAUUAUCGCGUUGAUGACAAGAAGCGGCCCGUAAGUGCCUCAUAUACAAGACAACGUGAUCUUGCUCGAUUUCUUCCUCAGUUUGCAAGGCUUCCAUCAGGUGGAAAAUGUUCUCCAGAUGAAUAUCCCCCAGCCGCCAUUUGCGACGUCAAUGAUGGCUACUCAAAGAUUCUCAGUCUUCGGGAUGACCUGAAGAGAAAUCGACCUGGGUUCAGGGAUCGUGGACAGCGUAUUCGUUUGAUUGAGUCAGCCGAUAACUCUAAGGCUGGAGCUUUAUUUGCUGGUUGUAGCCGCGUUGCCCACUAUGACUGGGACAACCUGAGCUCGGAAAGAAAGCGAGGAAAACGCGUCACUACGAUUUACCAUUAUGUAAGGGCAAAUUUUGAACGGCAGCGGUUCACAAUGGAUUUCGUCAACUUACAGAAUCUGGUCGAUGAUGGACUGGUCGACAACAAGUGUCAGCCCACCAUCAACGGCGUCAACCAUCCAGGAUUCGCCCUAUUGAAUGGCGAUGAUUGGUUUAAUGCUCAUCAAGACGAGGCGGGUCUGACAGCCGGGUGGGCAAAGGGGGCUGCAAAGAGGGACUGGCUCGAUGAGAUCAGCAGACUGGUCUACGUAGACGCAAACUCUACCACGCCAGCGUCGCGGGAGGAGCUGCGUGCGCUCUUUGGGUUCGACGAGUGCUCUGACGACACUUGCUCUCUCGAGAUAGAGGCUCUCAAGGCCAUCGUCGCAAGCAUGAGAGAGAAUGUGUCUCCUUCCUCACCAAUCGAGAUCGAAGCAGACCCCACGGCUGUUGCGCAGAAUCAAGGAGGCAGCGACGCGCCGCCUAGCCAACCGGGUUCAAACUUUAUCCUGCCUCAUCUUCCGGGAGAGACGGGGAAACCAUAG
Messenger RNA from Pestalotiopsis fici W106-1, 3357 nucleotides. RefSeq lists its product as uncharacterized. Gene Ontology annotation, molecular function: chitin binding. Lineage: Eukaryota; Fungi; Ascomycota; Sordariomycetes; Amphisphaeriales; Sporocadaceae. Gene Ontology annotation, biological process: carbohydrate metabolic process. Bases 1 to 3357 code for a protein of 1118 amino acids. The transcript is spliced from 10 exons. The record is from RefSeq and is a predicted model, not a curated record.